Oppia nitens is the source of this 2645-nucleotide messenger RNA. RefSeq names its product beta-mannosidase-like. The coding region runs from base 510 to 2645 and encodes 711 amino acids. Gene Ontology annotation, biological process: glycoprotein catabolic process. The record is from RefSeq and is a predicted model, not a curated record. Gene Ontology annotation, molecular function: beta-mannosidase activity. NCBI's taxonomy places the organism in Eukaryota, Metazoa, Arthropoda, Arachnida, Sarcoptiformes, Oppiidae. The transcript has 7 exons.
AUUAUUUAAGUCUAACUGGUUAUGAUUGGCAUACUUAUAAUCAAAAUAAAUCCAUCAAAAUCAAUGCCAAAGUUCCCGGCAGUAUAUACACUGAUCUGAGAGCUGGCAAAGUGAUACCCGAUAAUCUCUAUUAUACCGAUAGGGAUGUCAAACUACGGUGGAUUUCAUAUGACAACUGGACAUAUGAGCGCACAUUUAAUGUUGAGUCUAGUUUGCUAAACAAACAAAAUGUUUAUCUCGUGGCUAACGGUGUCGACACAGUAAGCACUGUUCACUUGAACGACCACUUGAUUGGACAAACAGAUAACCAGUUUGUACGAUACAAGUUUGACGUACGAACGCUACUCAGGUCAGGUCAAAAUACAUUGCGAUUGGACUUCAAAUCGGCUCCACUUUAUGCCAGACAACAGUAUUUUGAUUUUAAACAUAAAUACAACUAUAGUGUAGGUCAUGAUGAUUUUGAUCCCGGUGCUCAACAUGGAGAAGGUUGGGUACAAUUUAUACGCAAAAUGCAGGCAUCCUUUUCAUGGGAUUGGGGUCCGGCCUUCCCAACACAGGGCAUAUGGAAACCAAUAGGUAUUGAGUCAUACGAUGGUGCAGUCAUACGGGAUAUAACAGUUGAAACAACUGCAAACAGAAAGACAAUACCCGUCGAGUGGACGCUGACAGUCAACGCGUUUAUCGAGUCGUCGGCCAAUCGCCAGUUGGACGCCGUGUUUGACAUCCGAUUGGACAACAAUCUGUUGGUCGCAAAACUACUGAAAAAACUAAAAACCGAUACCAAAGGAGAAGCUAAAGCAGUGUUUGUAAUCCCUAUCCCACAAAACAUGUCAAUUGAACAAUGGUUUCCCAAUGGUGUGGCCGACAAUACACAGAAAUUGUAUGAUUUGACUGUAAACCUAUUGGUACCUGAAGUCAAUGAGGUGUCAUCAACAGAGACCAGACAAAUCGGUUUUCGUACCAUUGAAUUGAUUCAGACACCCAUCAAACCCGAAGGCUUGACCUUUUAUUUUCGCAUAAAUGGAGUACCGUUUUUUGCAAAGGGGACAAAUUGGAUUCCGGCCAACAAUUUCAUGGAAAACCUAACGGAGUCCUAUUUGCGGCACCUGUUGUUGUCGGCCAAACAGGCAAACAUGAAUAUGAUGCGGGUCUGGGGCGGCGGUGUCUACGAGUCGGACCUGUUUUAUCGGUUGGCCGACGAAUACGGUAUUAUGAUUUGGCAGGACUUUAUGUUUGCCUGCAAUAUAUAUCCGCCGAAUCCCGAGUUUCUUGAAUCAGUUCACUGGGAAGUCGUACAAAACGUACGGCGACUUCAACACCAUCCGUCCAUCGCUCUGUGGGCUGGAAACAAUGAAAAUGAGUACGGAUUGGCUGGCGGUUGGUGGCCGCGAGCACCGCAACUGUUGGAUGACUAUCGGAAACUGUAUGUUCAAACUAUUGGCAAAGUGUUGGCCGCGGAGGAUCCGCAUAUGCCGUACGUGACUUCAAGUCCGUCAAACGGCUUGAUGUCAAUCGCUGAGAAUUAUACGGCCAAAGAUCCGUCGGACAACCGAUACGGCGAUAUUCACUACUAUAAUGACGGUUCAGAACUAUGGAACUGGAGGUCAUUACAGAGCCCGAAGUUUGCCUCAGAAUACGGCUAUCAAUCCUAUCCGUCCGUCGAUACAUUGAGUCUAGCGUUUCCCGACACCGAUCUGAUCUAUCCGUUGACUGCGGACAUCCAACAUCAUCAGCAUAAGGGCUCAUACAUGGAUGACAUAAUUAAAAAACAAAUUGGUUUCUAUCUGAGAGUUCCGUCCGCUGGUGGUAUCGAUCGGCUCAACGAUUUCAUAUAUAGUUCACAGAUAAUACAGGCGAUGGCCAUGAAAACCGAAACCGAGUUCUAUCGACGAAAUCGUCAAAUAGAUCCGACCAACGGUAAAGGAUUUACAAUGGGUGCACUGUAUUGGCAGUUGAACGACAUAUGGCCGGCACCCACCUGGGCGUCCAUCGAAAGUACCGGCAAAUGGAAAGUAUUGCACUCGUAUGCCAUCAAAUUUUUGGCCAAUCAUUUGCUGGUUCCCUAUGAGGAUACCGAUCAACUACUCAGAGUGCCGUUUGUUAGGGACGACUAUUUAGGACAGUUAGCAUUUAACUACUCGAUCAAUGUGUACAACUGGUCCCGAAAUAAACCUGUUCAUACAAUUUCUGGUAACUUUACUAGCGAUAGUUUUUCGGUAACCGAAAUAUUCAACCAAUCAAUACCGAAGCUAUUGGCAGAAAGCAAAUGUGACUCAAGAAGUGAUUGUAUCCUAUCUAUUGAUGUCCAGAACAGCGAUCAUAAUAUUCAGACAAAUAACUUUAUGCUAUUAACAAAACCAAAUGAAGCAAAGCUUGUGAAACCAAAUUUACGUGUCAUUGAUGUCCAGAAACGUCCAGCACGUGCCGACAAAUACGUGUUUGAUAUCCAUAUAAGUGCCGAUAGUGUGGCGCCGUUUGUUGUAUUAGACUUGAAACCUAAAUCGGGAAUCAUCGGCCAGUUUCUAGACAACGGAUUUUUUAUAUUUGACGGCAAUUUUACGGCCACUUUUCAAACAGACACCGAUAUCGGUGAACAACAAAUCAGAGAUAAUCUAAUUGUUAAAACAUUAACUGAUGUUAAGUAA